AUCAUCAUAUCCAUCAACUUAUAUAGCAUCAUCGCAGAGUUAAUCAGUGAACUAAACCUGGCGUGUCCCGUCUCGGGCUUGCUCUCGGCGACCCACAGUCCUUAUCACGCAAGUUUGCCGCCCCCGUAGCCACAACACUACAGAGAAAAAACCUAUACAGGCCCAGUUUUGUUUUUCUUGUUCUCGCCCCGGAGCGAGAGUAUACACACACAGACAGACACAGAAUAGUAUGUAAAUCAUGCCCCCCUUGAUCGACAACAUGAUCAAUCCUCCAAACUCAGUUUUGCCCUCGAGGGGCCUAGUCCUUUAUAACAAGAGCAACUCGCUUUCCCCAAUUUCCAGACCCGAUAUUUUCUUAUCAUAAAAAUAUUCAUUCGUUAUGCUAUCUGAACAGAACGAUAGUGGGAGUGGGAGCGGCGGGAGACCUAGCCAGGUACAUACUCCCCUCCGCAGGGAAAAGAAGCGAGUAGGCUUCCACUCCAGCAAAGAAUCCUCCGGAGAAAGCAGCGACUCAACAACACACCAACAGCAAACACGACAGCAGCGUCAAGAUGAAGGUGUUUUCUCACCAGCAGGUUCACCAAAACUAGCUCCCGGGGAAUUACCACCUAAUGCACCAGAUGCUUACGAACUAAGCCUUGCUCUCACAAAGAUCUUGUCCGCCGAGCAGGAGAAGAAACGACAGGUUCAGAAUCUCACACCAGAUACCCCGGAUGUAGGACCAAAGAGGCCGAGACCUGCGCUGAGGAGAAAUACGAGUUAUGAUGAUCCUAAUGAGAGGGAGAAGGCGGAUCAGGCGGAGUCGAGGACGACGGAGAGACAGUAUCGAUCUAUGGCUGAUGCUCGACAGAGAGCUGAUCGGUUAGCUGUUUCUGUGGGGAGUUACUCUGCCCCUGGGUCGCGACGAGGAUCGCUUGACCUCGAGGAAGUUCCUUCGUUUAAGCCGUUGAUUGAGGACUAUGAUAAUCCAAAGGGUUCACCGCCAGCUGGGUCGAAUACCAUUGAAGAUGCAGGAUAUUUCGGUCUUCGACAACGCAUAGCCAACUCUGAUCGCUUUCAGCAUCACGCUGCGGCUGAGAAUCUGGUCAGAUCUCAUACCCGCAAAGGAAAACGGGAUUUGUUCACACAGCAUCCCAACGGCGGACCAGCAUCUGGUACAGCUACACCCGUUCUUCAACAAGCAUACGCCCACGACUACGUUCCUCGACCGGACCAAUAUCGUGGUGGUAUUCUCUCCUCACUACUUAAGUUGUAUCACGAUGAUAGAACACCAGGUAGUGGAAUGAACACGCCCAAGGACACGGGUACACCACUCAUGUCGCCUCGUAACUCACCACCUAUAUCUCGCCCUGGAUCAUCUAAUGGAACGCCUCCUAUUCGAUCACCGCCUCGCUCACGACCGACGAGCGGUUUGUUCAAUUACCACAAGAACAGACACUCGACGUCUUCGCUUGCACUUACGGAGUUGAUGAAGUCUUCUUCCAUGUUUGCGGCGCCAGCUUCAGCGAAUAUCUCUGAUAAGUGGGCUGAGAAGAUUAAACAACAACCGCCUCCUCCUAAGAAGCGCGACAAGGCUCGGAUUACUAUUCAUAUUGCGGGUAUUAUCCAACGACAUCGGUACCUACUCAAGCUGUGUAGAGCUCUUAUGAUGUAUGGUGCGCCUACACAUCGAUUGGAAGAGUACAUGACCAUGUCAUCCCGUGUCCUCGAAAUCGAAGCUCAGUUCUUGUACCUCCCUGGAUGUAUGAUCAUCAGCUUCGAUGAUAGCACUACACAUACCACUGAAGUCAAGCUCGUUCGUGUACCGCAGGGUAUCGACCUCGGACGUCUUCGAGACGUGCACAACAUUUACAAAGAAGUUGUCCACGACAAGAUCGGCGUUGAAGAAGCGACAAAACGACUGGACGACGUCAACGCACGAAAGGAUAAAUACAACGUCUGGAUUCGAGUAUUCCUAUACGGUGUCGCAUCAGCUUGUGUGGCGCCCUUCGCUUUCCAAGGUCGAUUCAUCGACUUGCCUAUUGCCUUCUUUCUGGGAUGUAUCGUUGGCAUUCUUCAACUUGUCUUGGCACCUAGCAAUGAACUGUACGCCCACGUCUUUGAAGUUUCGGCCGCCCUUAUCACGUCGUUCUUCGCUCGAGCAUUCGGCUCUAUCCAAAAUGGCAAACUGUUCUGCUUCAGUGCACUAGCACAGAGUAGUAUCGCCCUGAUUCUUCCAGGGUACAUGGUCCUCUGUAGUUCUCUCGAACUUCAAAGUCAUAACCUCGUCGCCGGUAGUGUACGUAUGGUGCAUGCUCUCAUCUACACUCUCUUCCUCGGAUAUGGUAUCACAAUCGGUGCUUCGCUCUACGGCAUGAUUGAUAGCAACGCAACGAGUCGCUCAACAUGCGAUAACCCUCUUGGACGGGAAUGGUACUUCCUCUUCGUCCCUGGAUUCACCAUGUGUCUCUGUCUCAUCAACCAAGCCAAGUGGAAGCAAACUCCCGUUAUGGUCGGGAUGGCUUUAGCUGGUUGGUCAGUCAACAGUUACUGCGCCGAAUACUUUGGAGGAAACGGCCAAAUCUCCAAUAUGCUGGGUGCCUUGACGAUUGGUAUUCUUGCAAACUUGUACUCUCGAAUGGGACGGCAUGUGGAGAAUGGAUACCUGGACUUUGUCGACUGGUGGAAGCUCAGGGUUCGACCACGAUAUACCAAGAAGAGAAUCGACUCGGACUCCUGGUCCCUCCCAACACUCAACGACCCCGAGUCUCGACCCGGAACACCAGAGAAACACCAAGAGCCCGAGAAGAAGCCCCGCAAGGUCGGAUACAGUCUCGCAGCUGCGGCUAUGCUUCCAGCCAUUUUUGUGCAGGUUCCCUCUGGUCUUGCAGCAGGAGGUUCUCUGUUGGCCAGUAUCACUAUGGCUGAUGAGAUCACCAAGAACGGAACAAAGGUAGCAUCUGACAUGAACACGAUGGGUAAUCUUGAAGGAACUGCGUUCAAUGUGUUGUUCAAGGUUAUCCAAGUUGCCAUUGGUAUCAGUGUCGGUUUGUUCAUGAGUGCACUAAUCGUCUACCCAUUGGGAUGGCUUAUCACAGCGAAUAUACAAAAGCAACAAGGGAAAUUGCUUGGAGUUAUUGUUUUCUUUGUCAUAUUGGAAUUGGGAUUGAAGCGACUGGCGCAAAGCAAGCGAUGGGUUUCCUUUUUACAAUCAUACACAGAUAAACAGAACUAUAGAUACGGGACGCUUCUCGAACACAACACAAAUUCUAGCCUCAAAUUGGCCAAACCUUCUUCACUCCAUCAGCCAACGGCCAAAACCGCAGGCAUGAAGAUCCGUUCAUCUCGCAUCUCAGGCUCAAUAGCAAAAGCCAUAAGCCAACGCCACGGCAAGUCAAAGAAAGGCAUCAUAAAAACCAUAAUCGCCUUCUUCCGCCUCUUUCGUCUCCUCCUAACACGCUAUCGCUCCAUCGACUUUCUCGCUUUGCGCAAAGAGGUCUGGCAACUUGAUGAAGAUGAAUAUCACGAGUCUUUCCAGACAGAUGGAGAAGACAAUGCUGAGCUCAUACCCAUUGGCGAUCUAGGGUACAGCGGCUCUACGUUUUUCACGACGGCUAAUGAGAAGUAUCUCAUCAAAUCGCUGCCAAGACGCUUUGAGCAUGAUUUCUUCGUGAAGGAGUUGUUGGAUCCGUAUGUGGGACAUAUGAAGUUUCAACCACAUAGCUUACUCGUCAGGAUCACGGAUUUGGUGGUCUCGUCGCAGGCGAGUAUUGGUGGUAUGAUUGGUGCUGCGCCGACACAUCAUAUUGUCAUGGAGAAUCUACUGUAUGGAAAACCAAAGGGUGAUGAGGGAAAGAAGUGGGAGACGUACGACCUCAAGCCAAACGAUUACUUCUUUCCAGAACGAGAUAUCGCAGACGGUGCUCUUGUUCCAGACAGCGUUAUAGAACGCCUCGUCGAUGAAUUUCCCGACAAAGUCCGUGUUACACACCAAGCCAAACAAGAGCUUAUAUCACUACUCUUCGCGGACUCUGCACUCCUCGCCUCACACAACGCAGUGGACUAUUCCCUGUUUUUAGUACGAUACCCGCAAGGCAUGGAAGUUCCAGUUGUGGAAUCAGAUGCUGGACGCUGGCGAAGGGGUGUUGAUGAUGUGGAUGGGAAGUGGACGUAUCGAUGUGUUGUGCUGGACUUUUUCUGGGCGAAGCAUGCUUUCCAGGCGAGGGCAUUAACGAAGAUUGUGAAGAUCUUUAACAAGGUUGCGCAUAAGGGACCGAUGAGCAUCACAGCGGAUCCGGAGGAGUAUAGGGAGAGGUUUAUGAAGAUGGUGGAUGAGAUGGUCGUUGAAGGGUAAAGACGCAGUAUGGGUUUGCUGGUUCAUUGUUGCUUGCGGUUUGUGAAAAGCAUGGAGUCGGAAGGGAUCGUUUUGUUUCUUGAUGAUGACACCACUUGUCCCUCAUGGCGGAUAAGAGUCAACUUUGUCACGAAUAAUGUCUAAUGCUCUCAGUUAUCUCAUAUGCUUGAAAAAUAUCAAUGAAGGUCUUUGUAGUCAACCUGUGAAUGA
Fusarium oxysporum Fo47 is the source of this 4543-nucleotide messenger RNA. RefSeq lists its product as uncharacterized. Gene Ontology annotation, biological process: phosphatidylinositol metabolic process; transmembrane transport. The transcript has 3 exons. The record is from RefSeq and is a predicted model, not a curated record. Bases 380 to 4333 code for a protein of 1317 amino acids. Gene Ontology annotation, molecular function: phosphatidylinositol kinase activity; transmembrane transporter activity. NCBI's taxonomy places the organism in Eukaryota, Fungi, Ascomycota, Sordariomycetes, Hypocreales, Nectriaceae.